Molecule: messenger RNA, 1386 nt
Organism: Schistocerca piceifrons (Central American locust)
Lineage: Eukaryota; Metazoa; Arthropoda; Insecta; Orthoptera; Acrididae
Product: cytochrome P450 6j1-like
Exons: 6
Coding region: 1-1386 (461 amino acids)
Molecular function (GO): heme binding; oxidoreductase activity, acting on paired donors, with incorporation or reduction of molecular oxygen; monooxygenase activity
Source: RefSeq, a predicted model, not a curated record
AUGGCAGUUGAUCUAACAGAAAGUAUGCAAGAUGCAGACAACUACACUGCACAACAAGAAGAGAACAUGCCAACAUCUGCAAUACUACGAUACCUCUUCAAGACGCCAUUUCAUAUAGUCGACCGUCCAGUUUUUCAGCACCACCCAAAGAUGGGAGUAUUGACGGAUGCACUGUGGCCUGAUCUGUGCUUCCUCCUUUUCGCCUUCUGGACUAUGGCCUACGUAUACGCCUCGCGGCAUUUCAACUUCUGGAUCAAGCAAGAUGUUCCCUACAUAAAGCCCCUGCCUUUUCUCGGUAACUUUGCGGACAUUGUCCUGUCGCGCUUGAGUGUGGCCCAGCUGCUCAAGAAAGUAUACGAGGAACACGGGCACCAGCCGUAUGUGGGCAUGUUUGCCUUCGAUCAGCCGUUCCUUCUCGUGCGUGACUGUCGUCUGGUGAAGCACAUCUUGAGCAGCAAAGUCUCAGGCGCCUGGGACUGGAACAGUGCUGAUUGUGACCGGUGUCCUCUGGGACCCAGAAACAUAUUUGGCGCGAGUGACGAGAGAAGACCUUCUGUCAUCCAAGGAAUAAAAUAUGCUGCCACUUUUGUCAUGCCUUUUAUUAUGAAGCCUUUUGAAAGCAGUGAUGGGGAUACAGGAUUUGAAUCAGAAUUGGGUAAAACCAUUGCAGACAAUUUUUCAAAUCGUGAAAAACAUGGUUUAACACAAGAUGUCUUCCUGGAGCUUCUGAUCCAGAUAAAAAAUAAGAGACAUGUUUCUAAUGUGAAUGAGCCAACUAGGAGAAGGAAGCAAACUGAAAGCUACUCAAGGAAUUCCAAGCCUGAAGAACAUCAAUUGGUGGGCCUGGACUGUCUGUCUCUAUUGGAAGACUUCAGUAUAUCAUUUCACAUAAUUGAUUUCACACUAUAUCACUUGGCACUCAAUCAAGAACUGCAGUCAAGUGUGAGGACAGAAGUUCAAAAAUAUAACACUUCACCUACAUAUGAGACUGUGAUCAGUAUGAAGCAACUGGAUAUGAUUGUAAAAGAGACAUUGCGCAUGUAUCCAGUCUUUGGCUUUUUGGGGUGUAAGACUACAGCAGACUGCAAAUUGCCUGGAACUGAUGUAACAAUCCCCGCUGGCACAUGGGUUGCAGUUUCUGUUUGGGGGCAGCAUAUGGAUACAGCAUUUCAUCCUAAUUCAACUACUUACAACCCUGAACGCUUUUCUGAGAAAGAUAAACUACAUAUUGAAGAAUAUACAUACAUGCCAUUUGGAGUCAGGAAGAAUAAUGAUACAGAUUUAUGUCCACUUAUAGAUAAUUCUGUCAGAGAUUAUGAUACAGCCCCAACUCCCAGUUCCAAAGCUUUACCACCAGGAAAUCUUAAGUACCACUUAGUUGACUAA